AUGAGAUGGAACUCUGUCUUUGAGCGACAAGAUGUUGAUGAAUUAUUGUCCCCUGGUACAGAGGUGAAAGUGACCGGCUAUGAUAUGUUGAUGAUGAUUAAGCAAAGUCUGGGAACGCUCAAAGAGCAGACACAUGAGAAGUACGACUUAACCGACAAGGAUUUGGAAAGCGUCAUUGGUGAAACGAAUGCUGUUGGGGAAUGGUUGCCGUUGAAGAGUGACAAAGAAAACAAGGUACCGGCUGCUCUGCGUCUGAAUCCAGAUGAGGUUGAUCGACGAGAUACAGACUUAAACGAUUAUCGCGUGUACGAAGGUCAUCAUUACCGUGUUUCUGCGAAGGAUGAAGCUGCAUUCAAGGAGCUGCGUCUGUUGAAACUUGCAGGAACAAAACGUAAUGGGAAACGUCGCAAUUUUAGAAGUUAUUCGGACGAGAUGGUUGGAAGUGAAGGUGGUAUGGUGAGGGGAAAGGAAAAUAAAAGCGCAUAUGACGAGAAGCGGAAAUUAGCUGCACAGGCCAAGAAGGAUGCUCUUUGGACGGCAAAUGGUGAGUGCCCAAAAAAGACGUCAAUCCAUCAAAGGUCAUCAAAUGCAAUCAAAGACAUCCUUGUGAAAUCAUCUCGAACAGAGUCCGAUGGAUCUGUCGUCUAUGGCAAGGUAGCAACCGCAAAAGAUAUCCAUUCAGACGUCCCCGAACUGAUAGAUUUGACCACCUGCGAUGAUCCUUGUAGUGCGGCCGCUAUCAACUCGAUAGGAAUGGUUCUCCCUCAUGUAAAUCCUAGUAUUGUCGUCUUGGGAGAGACGAAAUCUGGUCGAAAUAUAAACAAGAAUAAGAAACUUGCGGGGUCUAACCGUGAUUUUUCUAAAUCUAAGGAUUCAUGUAGAAUAAAGGUUGCAUCCUCUUCGAAAAAUGAAGUAAGGGUGGAUCCGGAAAUAAUAACACUAGAUUAG
Necator americanus (New World hookworm) is the source of this 948-nucleotide messenger RNA. RefSeq lists its product as uncharacterized. Bases 1 to 948 code for a protein of 315 amino acids. The transcript is spliced from 5 exons. Lineage: Eukaryota; Metazoa; Nematoda; Chromadorea; Rhabditida; Ancylostomatidae. The record is from RefSeq and is a predicted model, not a curated record.